UUCCAGUUAAGUUUGGAGGUUGUCUUUUUUUUCUUGCUAAAAGUUUGGAGUUUGUCAAUGUGGAGCUUUCAUUCAUGUAUUAAGCUUUUUGAGUGCUGGUGACAAAACAGGCAUGUCUUCACAAGCAAUGCUAGCUACUUUGGCUACAAUACUAUGUAUAUUUUGGUUCCUAUGGGAAUUCAAGAAGAUGAUGAGUAGAAAUUACCACUUGCCACCAGGUCCCAGAGGCUUGCCUUUAGUUGGGUACCUCCCAUUCCUUGGCAAGAACCUCCACCAAUCGUUUAAUGAGCUUGCUCGAAUUUAUGGUCCAAUCUAUAAGCUAAAGAUCGGACACAAACAAUGUGUCAUCAUAAGUUCACCAUCUUUGGUAAAAGAGGUGGUAGGCGACCAUGACAUUAUGUUUGCCAAUCGUAACCCAACUGUUGCAGCAUUGGCUUUCUCAUAUGGUGGAAAUGAUAUCGCAUUUGCUCCCUAUGGCCCUGAAUGGCGCAUGUUGCGCAAAAUAUUUGCACGCGAGAUGCUAAGUAACUCGAACCUUGAUGCUUCCUACACCCUCAGGAGAAAUGAGGUAAAGAAGUGUAUUAGAGAUAUGUAUGGCAAGGUUGGAACAGCAAUUAAUGUUGGUGAAAUUGCGUUUUCAACCGUGAUUAAUAUGAUCACUAGUAUGUUUUGGGGUGGCACAAUUGAAGGAGAGGAAGGGACUAAUCUUGGUACAGAGUUUCGUGCAGCAGCCAUGCAACUGACAGUUAUAUUGGGAAAACCAAAUGUUUCGGAUUUCUUUCCAACCCUUGCAAGGUUUGACAUACAAGGAGUGGAGAGGGAAAUGAAGAAGGUAUCACUUUGGAUUGGGAGGAUCUUUGAACGUGUUAUAGAACAACGGAAAAAGUUGGGCAGCGUAAAACAAGAGGGGCCAAGAGAGUUUCGUGGCAAGGACUUUAUGCAGUUCCUCCUAGAUUUCAGAGAGCAAGGCACUGGAAAAUCAAUCUCCCUGGCACAAAUUAAGGCCAUGCUUAUGGACAUCGUGAUCGGUGGUACUGACACAACAUCAACCAUGGUCGAGUGGGCAAUGACAGAAAUGAUCCUACAUCCAGAAGUUAUGAGAAAAUCCCAGGAAGAAUUAACAACUGUGGUGGGUAUUAACAAUACUGUUGAAGAAUUCCACAUACCCAAAUUGGAAUAUUUGAAUGCAGUGGUAAAGGAAACGCUAAGAUUGCACCCAGCAGCCCCAUUAUUACUGCCUCGUUGCCCAACACAAUCUUGCAAUGUGGGUGGUUACACAAUACCAAAAGGUACAAAGGUCUUUUUGAAUGUCUGGACAAUGCAUAGGGACCCAGAGUUUUGGGAUAAUCCUUAUGAAUUUAGACCUGAGAGGUUUUUGGGUGAUGGGAUCAAAUUGGAUUACGGUAAUAGCCAUCACUAUCUUCCGUUUGGGGUCGGAAGGAGAAUUUGCGCAGGGCUUCCCUUAGGUGAGAGAAUGUUGAUGCAUGUGUUGGCUUCAUUGUUGCAUUUGUUCGAGUGGAAAUCACCGAAUGGUAUAGAGCUAGAUUCUUCAGAAAAUUUUGGUGUUGUUUUGGAGAAAUCAACACCUUUAUGUGCUAUUCCAACGCCUAGGUUAUCCAACUUAGAGCUAUAUGCAUAGGACAACAAGAUACUAAUAUCACUACAUUGGGUAUUCGAUAAUACAAUAAGUUCAUAGGAUCACAAUAAUUAUGUGACGGUACUUUGCACUCAUGGGGAUGAGGGGUUUGUAACUCUGGCAGUUCAUACUCUUUUUUUACCCACGAGAGAUCUAAAUUCUGUUGCCCAUACUUUUGCUAAAUGUUCUUGUGAUAUAAAUAUAUAGUUUUAUCAGUUGUAAUAAUAUAUUCUUCCAUCCCAGCUUCUGCUUGGGAUGCUUGGAAGACAGACCUGCUUGUUUCUGCUACUAUUGGAGUUUGAAUGAAAGUUGAGUUUAUUAGGAAUACAAAUAAAUAAAAGUUCAUGCUCUUUUUGUGACAAGUCUAAGCCAA
This is a messenger RNA of Quercus robur (English oak), 2009 nucleotides long. RefSeq names its product labd-13Z-ene-9,15,16-triol synthase, chloroplastic-like. The transcript has 3 exons. The record is from RefSeq and is a predicted model, not a curated record. Gene Ontology annotation, molecular function: oxidoreductase activity, acting on paired donors, with incorporation or reduction of molecular oxygen; heme binding; iron ion binding. The coding region runs from base 113 to 1639 and encodes 508 amino acids. Lineage: Eukaryota; Viridiplantae; Streptophyta; Magnoliopsida; Fagales; Fagaceae.